Megalobrama amblycephala (Wuchang bream) is the source of this 11333-nucleotide messenger RNA. It is a transcript of the gene xirp2a, whose product is annotated as xin actin binding repeat containing 2a. Lineage: Eukaryota; Metazoa; Chordata; Actinopteri; Cypriniformes; Xenocyprididae. Gene Ontology annotation, biological process: actin filament organization; actin cytoskeleton organization. The transcript is spliced from 9 exons. The record is from RefSeq and is a predicted model, not a curated record. Gene Ontology annotation, cellular component: focal adhesion; stress fiber. The coding region runs from base 1629 to 11153 and encodes 3174 amino acids. Gene Ontology annotation, molecular function: actin filament binding.
GCUUUACAGUAAAUUAAAACUUCUAUAACUUUUUUACACAUUCACUUCAGCAAUAAUAUGCUGAGUGUAUUCUUUAAAAAGAGACCAACAUUAGGUUUGCAUUCCAAUAUUUAUAAGAGAAUAAUUUUCUAACCAUAUAAAAAGCACACAGCAUCAAUUUGGCCAAAAAUUCUAUUUCAUCUGAACAAUUACGACAUCAAAUAAAAAAAUUAAACAGAUGCUCAGCUAUCAUUAUUUUAAAUGUAAUAAAUAAUAAAAUAUAUAAGUUUUAAAAAUGUUUUAUAUAUAUAUAUGAAAUUAUUUAAAAUUUUGUAGAAUUAUUUCAAAUAAUUGGCUGGUCCCUCUGUUAGAUUAUACAGUUCUCUACUGUCUGUAAAUGAGGAUUUUUUUAUAUUGAAAUUGUUAUAUUGAAAUUGUUUUUUUCCAUUUCUGUCACUUUGAGUGACCAAAAUCCUCGCUAUUUUCUGAGCCUGACGGCAACACAUACAAACAGAUGUAAACGCAUUAUAUUAACCAUAGCUGUGAAGUCGCUGUCACCUCCUGUGAUCCCCUUCAAAUGGAAAAAGUUCUCUGUCAUUGAAAAUUGCGUUCAUCAUUUAUUAACCCUCAUGUUGUUCCAAACGUUGUUUUUUCCAUGGAACACAAAAGGAAAAUUUUCGAAGAAUUUCCCAUACAACUUUCAUAGUUUCCAUGUCUGUUAGGCUCAAAAAACAUAACAGAAUAGAGGUAGUCCAUAUGACUUGUGCUCUAUAUUCCAAGUCUUUAAAAGUAACAGUCCAAAAUUUAAAUCAUUAUUCACUGAUUAUCUUCCUCUCAAUUAUCCGGUCUCAGUGGUUCUUUAGUUUAUUGAGAUUAUCAGCGAGCUGUUCCUCACACAAAUCAAUAUAAUGGCUUCAGAAGACUAUGUGUUGUAUGGACUACUUUAAUGAUACAUUUAUGUAUUUUUUGUGUGAUUUUUGGAGCUUUACAGCUGUGGUCACUAUGAGCUGUAAUUGUAUGAAAAAGAUUUACUUGUAGAUUUUAGGAAAAUUAAAAAGAGAGAACUGUAUUUUGAUGAACUAUUCUUUUAAUAAUUAUGCAAAUUAAAAGACAUGAAAUUGGAUGUUAGUGCAUUUUAUUAAAGCCAAGGAUGAAUGACCCUAAAAUCUCUCAGACAGCAGGGUGCCUCUCCCCCUCAGUGUGUCUGUCUGUCUGUCACUCUGUGACUUCAGGUUAAGGGCAUGUUGAGUAGCUUAUCUAAAAAAAGGCCAAGCAGACUGGCAAUCUUUUAAAGAGGAGGAGGGUAAUGGUAGGGGCCUCUAAAAUACAACCAGCUGUCUCUGCCCUCCAUCACUCUGAGGUGAACCGGACAGUAGACUGGAGCUGGUCUCCAAACAUACACUCAGACUUUCACACACGGACGCUGGGUGUCUAGGGAUCUCCAGGUGGGAUCUGGUGUCCAGGUGACACUUUAGUAUCGUUGAGGAACCGAGAGGAAACGUCAGACCACUAUAGCUGCAGGCAGCGCAGGUGUUUCACAAUCAGGAGAGACACACGCUGACGGUGAGACUGAGACCUUGCCUCUCAAGCAGAGACUGGCCCUAUACCAAGCUGCCGCUACCAAGGAGGAGAGAAGCCCAUCUGUGGUCAUGGACAGCUCUGAGCCGUGCUCUCUGCCAGGCGGACUGGCCAGCGUGAAGAAACAGUUUGAAAGCCAUGAGCUCAGUUCCUCUUCUGCAUCCCAAAGCACAGUUACACAAUACCACUACCAGCAGAGACAGCAGGUGGUGAGCUCAUCAGAGGUGAUGGUACGAAGCAGUGUUAAAGAAAGUAGCACCUCAAAUGCUCAGGUUUCCCUUGACCAGAAUGUUCAUCAGAGUGUGGCCUCAAGUUUUGGGGAUCAUUAUGAUGAGAAAGUGAUGGUAAUUGGAGGAGAAAAUUUGCCAAAAGUUUCUACACAAGCUCUGAAACAGCAACAUGAAAAAAAUAUUGAGGAGGCCACUCCACCCAAACAUAUCAAGAUUGAUCUCGAUUACAACCAGUUUCCUUGGGCCCCAGUAAAUGUUUCUUCAAAGACUACUGCCACAGGUAGCUACGAGACCACGUCUGUCACUAAAACAAUGCAAGAGGCCUCUACCUCCUCUGUGGCCUCCUCACAAUAUGAGGCCGUGGAGAACUACUCACAACCAGUAUCUGCUACACAUCAGAUUCAAGUGACUUCCCAAGUCCCAGGACGUUGUCUUUCCCCUAAGCCAACAGAUGCACCUACUUCAGCCAAAUAUGCAGUCAAUAAAGAGGAGUACUCUAAGCAGAGGAACCUCUAUGAACUUAAGCGCCUCUACAAGCACAUUCAUCCAGAAGUGCGUAAAAACCUGGAGCGUGACUUCUUCACUGAAGUGACAGACACAGAGCAAACUUAUGUGGACAGUGAUGAGGAGGUGAGCAGAGACAUUCAGCAAGCACGUUAUGUUUUUGAAAACAGCAGAAGUACCAGUCCUGGUAAGUGCAUAAGCCCAGAGAGAGAGUAUUUGGAGUGGGAUGAGAUCCUGAAAGGUGAGGUUCAGUCAAUGCGUUGGAUGUUUGAGAACAAGCCCCUAGAUUCCAUUAAAGAUGGAACACCAGAUGAGGAUGAGGGCAAGAACAUAGCCCAACAAGAAAUUAUUGCUGGAAAAGAUGUGAAGUAUACCACAUGGAUGUUUGAAACACAGCCCAUCGAUGCUCUAGGUACAGAAAAAACAGACUCAGCAGAGCACAGUGGGAAAGUAGAGCUUGCAAGGGGAGAUGUCCAGACUGCAACAUGGCUAUUUGAGACACAACCGCUAGACACACUCAACAGAAUUUACCAAGAGGAUGAGCAAGAGACACAUGUGAUGUAUACGAAAGACAUUUCUGGGGGUGAUGUGAAAACUGCUAGGUACUUGUUUGAAACACAGCAUCUGGACACACUUGGCCACACUGAGACUAUUGAUGAAAGUCACUUCCUGCAGCUGAAGUCAGAGCUUGAAGAAACCAAGGGUGAGGUAAAGAAGACAACCAAGAUGUUCGAAACACAGCCCAUGUGUGUCAUCCGAGGUGACUCCGGUGAGAUGCUGGAGAUUACCAAGGUGCGACGUGAAGAAACUGAAAAAGGUGAUGUCAGGACAUCACGCUGGCUCUUUGAAACUCAGCCACUGGACCUGAUCAGCAAAGAUCCAAGCCAGGUAAAACUAAUCUGUGGGGUCUCCAUGGAGGAAAACUAUCAGGGUGGGGUGAACAGGGGAAGAUGGCUGUUUGAGACAAAGACACUUGAUCAAAUUAAAGAUGAGGAAUGGGAAAGCACAAAGACUCAGAAGCAGGAGAUCUUAGGUGCAGAUGUGAGGAGACACUGCCUGAUCUUUGAAACACAGCCAAUGGAUAAACUUAAAGACAAUACCAAUGCAAGACCACUGGAGCCAGAAGACAUUAUGGGUGGUGAUGUUGCUUCUGCUAGGCAUUUGUUUGAAACAGUGCCAAUGGAGAAUCUGAAAGAGUUACCAGAAGUUGGAAAGCUGCAAAAGGUGAUAGCUUCAGAAGAAGAGAAAGGUGAUGUGAGACACCAGAGGUGGUUGUUUGAAAGCAAACCUCUUGAGCAGAUCAGAGAGGAAAAGAAAGAGAUCACAAGGACUAUUAAUCUAGAGGAGCUUGAAAAGGGUGAUGUCACAAAUUACAAAGAGAUAUUUGAGACAAUGGACCUGAGCAAGUGUACAGAUGCACAAAAAAUACAAGUGGAGGGUGUCACCAGCGGCUCAGUGAAAUCAAAUAAAGUGUUCUUUGAGUCAACACCCUUGUAUGCUGUACAGGACAGCUCAGGACACUACCAUGAGGUCAAAACCGUGCGAAGAGAGGAAGUUGUGAAAGGAGAUGUGAGAAGCUGCAAAUGGAUGUUUGAAACUCGUCCCAUUGAUCAGUUUGAUGAGAGCAUCACUAAGUUCCAGAUAAUCAAAGGAAUAUCUAAAGAAGAAAUCCAAUCAGGUGAUGUCAAAACUGCUAAAUGGCUUUUCGAAACCCAGCCCCUUGAUGGAAUUAAAUACUUCAACUUAGAGGAAGAGGACAACAGGAAAAAUGAGAGCAUUGAGAUCCAAAGAGGUGACGUUAAAACAUGCAGAUGGUUGUUCGAAACCCAGCCAAUGGAUGUAUUGUAUGAGAAAGUAGAGACAAAGACUGAGGACCUCACAGACAUCCAGAAAGGAGAUGUAAAAACUUGUACAUGGCUUUUUGAGACUCAGACUCUUGACAGCAUCAAAGAUGAGUCUGAGACAAUCCUGAAAACUUGCACAGUAAAGCAAGACGAUGUACAAGGUAAGGAUGUACGUCUAGUGCGUUUCCUAUUUGAGACCGAAAACCUGGAAAACAUCACAGACGAUGAGGAUCAUAGUGGCUUUAAGCGAAUCACUGAGAUUGAUAUUCACUCUGGAGAUGUAUCACGGAUGAAGUACAUCUUUGAGAAUCAGUCAUCUGAUAUAAUGACUUCUACAUCAGAGGAGACCAUGCAGAAACUCAAAUGCCAUCAAGCAGAGGACAUUCAGAAAGGAAAUGUGGUGAACUGUACCUGGAUAUUUGAAAACCAACCAAUUGAUUCCAUCAGGGCAAAUUCUGAGGAAUUCAAGGAGUCACGCACAGUAACGGAUAUUCAGGGAGGUAAUGUUGAUAAAGGUCGCUUCAUUUUUGAGACAUACUCACUGGAUAAGAUUCAGGAGGAAUCAUCUGAUACUGAGAUCAGCAAACUCCAAAGCAUCAUACACAAGGAGAUUGAGAAAGGGGACGUAAAAAACUACACCAUGAUGUUUGAGACUCAACCACUGUAUGCUAUCAGGGACAAAGAAGGACACUAUCAUGAGGUUACUACAGUCACAAAAGAAGAGAUUCUGCGAGGAGAUGUGGUUGGGGCAAGAUGGUUAUUUGAGACAAAGCCCCUUGACUCAAUUAAAGACACAGAUGAGGUUUAUGUCAUCAAGGCUGUUACUGAAGAAGACAUCCAAAAAGGAGACGUCAGCACAGCCAGGUGGAGGUUUGAAACUCAGCCUCUAGAUGAGAUUGCAGAGGAUAUGAAAGUCGCUGUUAAAACGGUAGCAGACAUCCAAGGAGGGGAUGUGAAAACAAACAAGCAGCGUUUUGAAAUGGAUGACCUAUCAAAAAAAUAUGUGAGAACCGUUAGUGUCAGUGAGAUUCAGAGAGGUAAUGUGAGAAGCUCCACAUGGAUGUUUGAAACUCAUACCAUUGACAAGAUCCGUGGUGAAGGUUCGGAGUAUGACGAGAUGGAGAAGGUGACACGUGAAGAAGUGGUAAAAGGUGAUGUUAAGCAGUCUGUGUGGCUGUUUGAAAAGGAACCACUUGAUCGUAUCAAGGAAGUUGAUGAAACGGAUAUUGUAAUUUCUCGUGAGGAAAUCCCAAAAGCCGAUGUGAAGACAACAACAUGGUUAUUUGAAACUACCCCCCUAACAGAGUUUAAUGAGAGCAGUGUGGAGAGAACAGAGAUUGUUGGUAAGAGCAUCAAGACAACCCUAGAAGAGUUGUAUUCUCAGAAAAUGGUUGAGUCACAAGGGAUUUUAAUUGAGGCAGAUGAGAUUGGAGAUGUCAGAAUGGCUAAAUACAAACUUCUAAACCAGGAGACUCCAGAGAUCCAGAGAGAAGAAGUAAUACAUGGAGACCUGAACAAUAUUAUGAUGAACCUGCUCAACAGACGAGAGACAACAGAGAGGGCAAUCACCAUAGAUAGAGAAGAAAGAGGAAAUAUCAACUCAACUGUCCGACAGCUCUUUAAUCAGGAUAAGAGUGAUAAUGUUGAGAAAGAGGAAAUUAUCAGAGGAGACAUCCAAGAGGCAAUUAAUAACUUGCUCAAGCAGGAAGGAUCUUCCAAACGUGGCAUUCUCAUUCAAGAAGAUGAGAAAGGAGAUGUGAGAAUGACCAUCUACUCACUUCUCAAUAAAGAAAGUGAGAGCAAUGUUGAGAAAGAGGAUAUUGUUAAAGGAAAUAUUCGUGGAACACUGCAUAGGCUGCUGGGUAAUUCUGAUGCAAAGGACCAAUCCUCUAAGAUAACUGUGGGAGAAGCAGAGAGGGGAAAUGUCAGUUUUUAUUCUACUUGUAUUGAGUCUGGGGCACUGGACUACCUCAGACAACUUCAGGUGGGGUCUGAUGAAAUUGUUCAGGAAAAAAUUAAAGAAAAGAUUAUUGGAGGUGAUGUAGAACAAACAAAGCAGAUUCUAAGAAGAAGCCAGCAGACAAUAGGACGAACGGUUGCUGAAGAUGAUAUUGUACCAGGUGAUGUAAAUAACACAGUACAGGUGUUUAUGAUGGAACCCGUACUAUCCCUGCAUAACAUGCAGAAAGAGGAGAUAGUGAAGGGAGACUUGAGAGCAGCUCUUGACUCUCUUACGCAAGCUGCAAACCAACGUGUUGUCAUAGAAAAAGAAGAGGUAGUCAAAGGAGAUAUCAGCACAACACUUAGGUCUCUUGAGGAGGCUCAAAACCAACUAAAAGAAAUAGAAAAACCUGAAAUUGUCCCUGGUGACAUUAGGGGUGCAUUAGAAUCUCUUGAAAAAUCAACAUCUGUAAAGACUGAGGUAAUUAUUGAAGAUUUGGUCCCAGGGGAUAUUAAAGGUACCUUAAAAUCCCUGGAGGAGGCAAAGCAGGCAGUAAAAGAGGUUGAGAAGGAGGAGAUUGUUAAAGGUGACAUUCAGACUGCUCUUCUUAGUCUUCAAGAGGCUUCAACAGAAAAGAGGGUUUUUCAGCAUCAAGUAAGUGAACAGGGUGAUGUGAAAGGUACAAUUCAGCUCUUACUGGAGCCAGCCUCAUCCCCAUGUAUGCAGAGGAGGCCAAGCACAGAGGGUGACAUCAAAUCCUCCAUCAAAUCCCUUUAUGAACAGGAGCAAAUGCAAAUUGAGAAAGAAGAGGUGAUUAAGGGAGAUGUUCAGGGCACUAUUAAAUCUCUGAUGAAGAAGAAAGAGCAAUCAAGCCACAAAUCAAAAAUGAGUAAGAAAGCUAAAGCUCCCAUUAAGAAUCCUGUUCCCCCUCAACAAGCAACUCAUGAAUGCCCGGCUGAACCUAAAACUGAGGAAAAGCCAGGAAAUCCACCUCCAGUGAGAAACAUGCAGCAGAGCAGCACACAAAAGACAUCAGAGAUCAAAUCUUCAGAAUGUCAGACUUCUUCUAAAGAUUAUCAUUCUACUACCAAACAAAUGACUACAGCUGCUCAUUCACAAGAGUCCUCUUCUCAAGGCUCUCAAAAGAUGAAUGUGAAGCAGCAACAUAUAAAACAAAAACAGAACACUCCUAGUCCAGUGUUAAUAAAGAAGAAGAAUGUUGGAGGUCAGAUGAGUGAGAAGAAAUCUGAAAUUGCAGCUGUGUCUUCAACAAAUGCAUCAGUGGAGGUAUCACAAAGUAAUAUUAGCAUGAAGAAAACUGAGGAGACAAAGACAGUCACACAGGUUCAGACGACUAAGACAACCGAGCACACCACCAUAACCCAGAAGCAGAGCAGCAAAUCAGAGAAAAAUGUUAAAAGCCUGAACCGCAAUCUCAGUCCCAAAGGAAUGAUAAAAAAAGUGAAGCCACAUCCAGAGAUUCACUUUCCACCACCUCCGAGUUCUCCUCCACCCCCCUCUGAGUCAGAGCUCUCUCUGCCUCCUCCUCCCUCACCAGUGGCAGAAAGUGAUGUCCAGUCAGCCCUCUUACCACGCCCUCCUCUGGUUACGAGACAGGACAGUGACCUUCCCCCUCCACCACCUCCACCCCCUAUCAUGGAGACAGACACUGAAUUCUUUCCACCACCUCCUCCACCCCAAGACCUCCUCCCUCCUCCUCCAUCUCAACAGGAACUCAGCUCGGCCACUCAACCUGGAAAACCAAAAGGCAGAGCUCUAUUCAAGGUGCCCAAACCUGAGCCUCCCAAGCAACCACAGCCCAAAACAUUUAAAUGGCAGAAAAAACAAACUGCACCUGCUCCACCACUUCCACCUCCUCCACCAGUGGCAGAGCAGAGUGAAACAGUUGCAAACAUAACUGCAGUUACUGAAACUACAGAGAACAUCACCAAGCAAACAGGACUAGUUAAAACAAUCGAGCCUCCAGCUCCACAUAUUGCUAAAGCUUCAUCAGCAAUACCUGUGCUACAACCAGCAGCUGAGGAACCACCACGCCCUAAAAAGGUUUUCGUUCCGCCAAUUAAACUCCCACCUCCACCUGACACUGCUGCUCCAAAACCAAGACCUUAUGCAAGUAAAUUCAAAACCCCUCUCAUGCUUGCAGAAGAGAAAUAUCGCAAACAAAGAGAGGAGGCUGAAAAGAACAAGGGAGAAAGUACUCCCACCUCACCCCCACCUACUAAAACAUUUGAUGUCAGUGAAAUGAAGGCUGAAGCAGAGUCAAGCACACAGAAAGCUGAAGAGCCUCAAAUAAUUUUUGAGACACAGCAAGAAACAUCUAAAGUACUAGAGCCUAAGCAGAAGCCAGUCAUGUUGCCCAAAGAAACAUCAGAAAAACUUGCCCCCCCCAAAAGCCCACAGGCCCCUCCAAAGCAAAAGCCACCUGCAAAUUUUCAGAUAAGCAAACCUUCAAUUCCCAAAGUUGGUAAGAAAACAACCACAGAACCAUCCAACACUGUAGCAGAUAAAAAGCAGGCAUCUAUCACUGCUGCCUUAGAAAUUAAAAGCCAUCCAGCCCCUACAGUCCAUCCACACUCUGUUACAGAGCAAAUUGAGAGUACAAAAGCUCACUCUGUAAAACAAGAGAGCAUCCAGGCCACAAAAAGUAUUCAAAGUCAGAUCACUGCUUCUGCUCAAGAAGAAGAGAUCAAGAGCCUAGAGACUUGUGCAGCUCAAGAAGUCAAGAAGGUUCCCUCUCAGCCCACAAAGAUCCCAAAAGUGACCCCUAGCUUUAAGGUGAAAACAUUUAAGGUGCCUAAGGUAGAGAAGCCAGAGAAACAGGAAGAGGGAAAGGACAUAGUUCAAUCAAGUGUGCAAACAAGUGUGUCUCAAGUGUGCAUAGGUCAGGAGGGCCUCCAAAAAUCCACCAGUGCCAUGGAAAAAACUGAAGUAAAAGUUGAGGAAAUGAGACAAACCAAGCAAGACACCAAAAUGGAGGUCCAGUUGAAGAAAAAAAGACAAACAUCAGUUAAGCAGCCACCACCUGUGGCACCAAGACCAUCAGUUGAGAUACAUCAAAUACAACCAGCAAUAUCUAUAGAGGUACAUCAAGGUCAAGGGCAGACAACUGUCAUUCAGUCCCAUCAAGCAGUGAGAGAGGAACAUGUACAGAUUCAUGAAGAGAGGAUGGUCACUCAGAGCACAGUUCAACAACAGAGCACUCAACAAAAAAGUAAAUUCCAGAUCAAAAAGCAGGUAAAGCCUCCACUGAGGCCUCCAAGCAGAGAGGAGGCCAUAAAACAGUCAAUGCAGAAAGAGGAGCAAAUCAAAACAGAGAUUACAGAAUCAGCAGAUUCUGAAAAGAGUGCAUCAAUGACAACUGAAAUUUCUAAUGCACAAAAAUGUGAAGAGAUUCAAAGAUUAUUGAGUUACAUCAAGGAGUUUGAAGGAUCCCCUGCAAAAAUGAAUCCAAAGUCAUUAAAGACCAUGUUGAGUAUCAUUCCUGAUUGGCUAGUCACUUCUGAAGAGAAGGCUGAUUUAAGCCGUACUCAGUACAACAAGCAGAAAAUGAUAGAGGUCAUAACCUACGUACAGAACCUUGCCCUGGCUAAACUGAUUUUUUUAGAGGGAAAUUUGUCUGUUUCAGAGUUGGCAAAAAGUGAGUCACCACAGGAGAAGAAAAUAGUAGGUGGAGCCACACAAAAAAUAUCUAAGAUCACUAUUGGCUCAGCGAAAAUAGAGACUCAGAAGAAAGUAGUGGAGGAAAAGAAGACAGAGUGCCAGAGUGAAUCAAAGACAGCAGAGCACAAAAUGCCACCUGAGCUAAGAAUGCGGACACCGUCACCAACGUAUAUCUGCAUUGAGUCUGCCAAGAGGACAGACUCUCCCUUGAGAGUGACUCCAUCACCGCCUUCCUCUUACAGGUCGGGCGCCACACCAACACCUCCACCUCGCUGGUCUGAAACACCAACACGCCUAAACCAAUCCACACCCUCCCCCACAAUGAGUCGCUCUGAGAAGUUAGCUAAACUAAGAGAUACCACAGCCAAACUCUCACAAGGCAUGACUCCACCACCCAUGCCUUUGCCAGAGUACAUGAUAAAGGCCCAAACUGAUCUGGAAGGGUCUCGCUCAUCCAGCUGUUCAGAGAUUACCUUUGAGACUCAAAUGAUGGAAUCAUCUCUGAUGGAUAUCACAGAUAUCCACGGAGACUCAAUGAUGACCGUGAAAGACAAGCGUGAGUUCUUUGAAGAGGCUCAGAAAGCAGAAGUCUCUCGUACAUAUGUACGCAAGGAUCCUAUUGACAUCCCAGAGCGUCUUGAACCAGAUACAGAAGAUAAUGAGUCAGAGAUCCCGAGAUCCAUAGAUGCACAUGAGAGAAUGUUAGAGGACUUGCCCAAGGUUGACCUGUCCAGGCUUGUUAACAAAUUUGAGUCUCCCCAGCCUAAAGUUUAUGUUCGAAAAGACCCCAUUGUGAUUACUGAGAGACUUGGAAGUGACACAGAAGAUCCUGAACCUGAGAAGAAGUCAGCCUUAGUGGAGGACAUACCAAGCUUUGAUAUUAAGGCCCUCAAGAAUGUCUUUGAAAUGGGUGAGCAAGCCCACCAAUACCUAAGGGAAGAGAGAAAGAAUCUUGAGAAACAAGAGGGAGCACCUGAAGGAUUUUCUGAAACUAAAUCUGCAACUGAGCAGUUCUCCACAGUAGAUGAGUUUGGAAACACUGUAACGGGCUCAAAGACUGAAACAACCUUCCACUCUGAGAGUGUGACAACCCGAGGUGAUCCACCAACUUAUGCAGAUGUAGUAAGAGGGAAUGUUGCUGUCCUGGAUGUUCCACCAGAGGCCUCUGCAGAAGAGUUAUUAAAGAGCUUCCAGCAGACAUGGGCAGAGAGUGAAAACGUCUUCAAAAACCUGGGCUUCACUGUGUCUGAACAACACAGAUUACAGACUGUUUCACAUCAGCACCAGACUGUUGUCACCGAAGGUACGGGUGCCAGAGUCCGAACUGUGUCAGGUAUGUCGGAAGAGGGUGUAUCCCAUGGAGUCUCUAAUAGCAGACAAGCAAAACUUCCAUAAAAGCUGUUUUAGAUGUGCCCACUGCAGCAGCCAGCUCAGUCUUGGAACCUAUGCUUCUCUCCAUGGACGAAUGUACUGCAAGCCACACUACAAACAACUUUUCAAGUCUAAAGGCAACUAUGAUGAAGGGUUUGGAGAAAGGCCCCACAAAGAACUUUGGAGUACAAAGAAUCAGAACAA